UAUCCUUGUUUGAGUUGCCGUGGGAAAACGACAUGUUUUGCGGAGCAAAAGUAAAGUGCGAGUACGGACCGCGCAGUUGUCGCCGACAGCCGAGGGAUGUUUGGAGUUGCGCAGGCUUCCUCGUCUGCAAAAUAGGAUCGUAAUUUUUUCCCCUCUCCCUCUCUCUCUCCCUCUCUUGCAAGGGGAAUCGUUCUGUUUGGCCUGCGCUACGGAGACAGACCCGGGGACGGAGGGAAGGAAGAAAGACGGACGGGAAGAGAAAGAGGAGAAAAAAGGAAAAACGCUGAGGGGGGGGGGGUGUCCCACCUCAGAAGCGACAGUAGAAGAGGAGUAAACCGCAACCCGCAGCACUUUGAAGUGAAGGGACCAAAGGACCAGAGGGACACCAGAAGUGAGGACAGCCAGAGGGAUGAGACCGCUGAAGAAACAGGGGGGGCAUUUUCCUCCAUCUGCCAGGGGCAGGGGCGGAAGAAGGAGAGGGGCCUACCAGGCACGCACGGAGAAAGACGGCAGGAGGGAGAGGCGAGAAGGAAGGAGGGAAACGCCUGUCAAAACCCCUCAGCACAAGCCCCCGAGUCCCAGUGCGUCCUCCGAACACAGACAGGCCCCGCCCACCUCCACAAGCUCGUGUAAAGAGCCAAUCACGAACAGCAACGCCGCAAAGAGGGAGGAGUGCGACGAGUCGAGGGAACCCGUAGCAUCUGUAGAGAAGGAGGAGAAGAAGAAUGGAGAGAGGGCAGAGGAGGAUGGGAAGACAACAGGGACAAGUGGCAAUGGCACUCCCGCCAACCAUACUAUAGCGCCUCCUACCUCCAACCCGACAGCCACGCUCACCACAACCACAAACCACAGCCCCAGCCCCUGUUCAGUGUCCAGUCGGAAAACCGCCACCUUUAAGGCCCGCAUCCCCAAAAAGAAAUACACUUACGAGCACUUUGUGAGUAACGAAAGCACCCUAACCACUGCCCCUACCUCCAGCCCUGCUCUGGCACACAACAGUUACUGUAACAACAAUAAAAAUAACAAUAACAUAAAGAUAACUAAUGAAAUUGUCAGCAACAGCAUUGGUAAUAGCAUUAGCAUCAAUAGCAUCAGCAGUAAUACUAACAGUAACAGUCCAAGUGCUAGCAGUGGUGUAAAUAGCACUCCUCAGAGUAAUAACAGUAGUACUUGCAGUAGUAAUGUUAGCAAUAUCAGUAGUAGUAGUCGUAAUAAUAGCUCAGGUAAUCAGCCAUUAGCACCAACCGGAGAUAGUAGUUUCCCCGUGGACGAGGAGGAAGCUCUUAGGACAGCAGCUCCUCAGCGCAAAGAGUCCCAGACCGGGGAAACUGAAGCAGAGGGACCCCCUAACUCAGUGCGCUCCUUCUCCACCGACACAGCCAGCGAGCACUCUGCAGACAUGGAAGUGAUGGAGGUGACAGAACCGAGGCUCCACCCGAGGAGCCCCCAUGGCCCGGCUCCCCUGCAUAACUCCCAUUUUAAAGAGGCUGGUCUCUCAGAGGGGCUUGCGGAGGCUCUAGCCAAGGGCCUGAAGAACCAGAGGGUCUUGGCUCGCUGGCCCUCGUGGAGGACUGGGGAGGGAGACUCGGGACCUCAGUCUCCGGUGUUCAGACCGGGGGUGGUGCGCAGGGUGAGUGGCGGCAGUGUUGAAGUCCAGCUCCAAGAAGAGGAGGGGGUGACACGCUACCCCUUCAACGGCAGAGCCAUGAUGACAUCAUCACCAGGCAAUGAGACAGCCGUGGAUUUCAUCUUAGAUGCCCCCCCACCCGGCACAGCCCCCGUCACCAUAGGAACCCGAGUGUGUGUGCCUUUUGGAGGGGAGGAGGGGGGUCCCCUGAUGUAUAGGGAGGGGGUGGUCUCUCAGGUGGACCCCCACCCUGCCAUCUCCUUCCCUUACCACGUGCUCCUGAACGAGGACAGAGAUGCUGUGGAGGAGCGGGGGGGCGGCGAGAAGGAGAGGGGGGGAGGCAAGGCCCAGGCUGUGUGGGUCUCCAGACAGAGUCUGAGGCUGCUCACCCCUCCCUGGGAGGAUGGUGGGAGGGAGAGCGAGGGAGAGAAGGAGAGGGAGGAACGGGAGAGGGAACGAAGGGAGGACAUGGAGGUGGAGAGGGAGGUGUGCCAGUUGAGUAUUGGGAUGGGGGUGCUGGGCGGAGGGCCGAGGUUGGAGCAUGGCUUCUCCCCUCAAGGGUUGGUAGGGGGGCAUCUCUAUGGAAAUGCACAUCCACCGCUGACCCCUUGUGUAGCGACAGGUGGCCGUGGAGACAACUACCCCGAUGGAGAGAGAGACAGAGAGAGACAGAAACCGCCAAACACCCCGGAGGAAGAUAUGGAGGUGUCUCGCUUCAACAUGGCCCUCUCCAGCGCUCCCAAUCCCGUUGCUGUGAACUCACAGCACCGACAUAUCCUCUCCAAGCCCCCCGGGUACCACCCCUCCUCCCCCAACCUCUCCAUGUCGCGGGGCACAGGGUCGCCACACCUUUCUACACUGGCCAACCCUCAGACGCUCCCCUUGCCGGCCCUGUUAGGACCUGAGAUAAACAUUGCCCCUGCCAGCCUACCUCCAUCCAAGACCACCCCCACCCAAACACCCACCCCCACCCAGGGAGGGGGCUCAGGAUCCUCCUCUGCCUCCUCCUCACGCUCCCGCACCCCUCUCUCUCUGGCCCAGCAAAAGUACAAGAAGGGUGAUGUGGUGUGCACGCCGAACGGCAUCCGCAAGAAGUUCAACGGAAAGCAGUGGAGGCGGCUGUGCUCCCGCGAGGGCUGUAUGAAGGAGUCCCAGCGCCGUGGGUACUGCUCCCGACACCUGUCCAUGAGGACAAAGGAGAUGGAGGCGGCAGGAGUGGUGGCAGUUGCUGGGGAGAGGGGAGGAAGCAGCUCGGGGACAGUCACGCCCUCUGACCUGCGGGGGAGGGCCGGUAGUGAGUUCGACUGGGAUGACACGUCGCGGGAGAGCAGCGAGGCUGGCAGCAGAGCAGACUCCAGGCCCCGGCUGGUGCUCCCCUCCCUCCUCCCCCAUGACCUGUCGUCACGUUUUGACUUCGAUGAGUGCGAGGCCGCCACUAUGCUGGUAUCGCUGGGGAGCUCCCGAUCCGGUACCCCCUCCUUCUCCCCCGUCUCCAACCAGUCGCCCUUCUCCCCAGCCCCCUCGCCCUCGCCGUCACCAUUAUUUGGUUUCCGGCCGGCCAACUUCUCUCCAAUCACCGCCUCCCCGGUCCUCCCACCCCGUAGACACAGGCAGCCCAGCGGGACAGGUGGGGGUGCAGGUGGUGGAGGAGGAGUAGGGGGUGGAAAGGCGGCUACCCCAGGGGGAGGGGAGAGGGAGCGACAUGUUUCAGGGAUCCAAUCCUCCUUCCACACCAACCUGCCGUUUACGGUUCCCAUGAGCCCCAGCAAGCGCAAGCCCGAUGCACCUCUCCCCCCGCCCCCGCCCUCUCUCCACCACGAUUACACACCCAAAAUGGAGCUGGAGCAAGGGGAGCUCAACAACUCCUUCAGGGUGCUCUCCCCACAGACUCCCGCCUCGCACUCCCACACACACACAUCCACCUUCUCCCGCCCGCGAGGAGUGACCACCCCCUCCUCGAGCAGACCCUCUUCCUCUACUGCCACAUCACCACCUCCGUUGCUGGUGUCCCCUACUCCCCCCUCUCCCCUCGCUCCUGACGGAGCGCCCCGUCGCGUGGUCCCUGUGUCCCAGCAGGCUUUGAGGGACUCCCCUGUGAUCGUGAGGAACCCUGAAGUGCCACUGGCCAAGUUUACCGAGUAUCCCCUUGGAAGAGGAGGAGGAGGAGGAGGAGAAGGAGGGGGAGGGAACGUGGGGGAGCCAAAAACCUCCUCAUCCUUUGCAGACCCCUGCCUCGCCCCCAUCACCCCACAGCCCCUCGCCGGCCUACAAGUUCCCGUCCCCAUCAACGCCGCUGCAGCUACGGUAACCAAUGGCACGGUUCUGCUGCGGAGCCCGGCCCCCACGCUGGUGCUAGUGUCACCGACGCCCCCCUCGCUGUCCACCGCCGGCACCUCUGCCCACCACCUGCAGACUCUGUCCGUCACACUCAGCACAGCCACAACAGUACCGACCACCAGUGGGACAGCCAGCCCCAGGGGGAGAGACGGCGAGAGGGUGGCAGCGUUUGGCGGGGAGGUCCAGCAGCCGGUUCCCUGCCACCCCUCUCCUACUGCCCUGCUGCCCCUCAUCCUGCCCGCCGAGAGCCUGCACCCUGCGCCACGCAAGGACAUCAUCAUGGGGCGCCCUGGCACAGUGUGGACCAAUGUGGAGCCUCGGUCAGUACCAGUUUUCCCCUGGCAUUCUCUGGUCCCUUUUCUGGCACCAACCCAAUCAGAUAUUUCCGCUCAGCCAGGGGAGGGCCAGCAACCCAUCAACCACUCCCAAGCGGCCAGCCUGAAGACAGAGCCCACAGAAGCACCUCCUGCGACAGAGAGGGGUCCCCAAGUACGACCUUCCCCCUCCACAGACGAGCCGCCCCCAGAAAGGGAGAAGGGAGAUGCAGAAAAAGAGAGGCCAGACAGCGAGACGGAGAGUGAUGUGGAUGACCCGUUUCUCCCAGGAGUCUUACCUGACCAGCCCCUCUCUACAUCGCCAGUAAAGAGGCGCACUCAGUCCCUCAGUGCGCUCCCUAAAGACGGGGAAAAGAACAGCCCUGGGAAGAGGGAGAAAGACCAUAUCCGGCGGCCAAUGAAUGCAUUCAUGAUCUUCAGUAAGCGGCAUCGAGCGUUGGUGCACCAGCGGCAUCCAAACCAGGACAACCGGACAGUAAGCAAGAUCCUGGGGGAGUGGUGGUACGCCCUGGGCCCUAAGGAGAAACAGAAGUACCAUGAUCUUGCAUUCCAGGUGAAGGAGGCCCACUUCAAAGCCCACCCAGACUGGAAGUGGUGCAACAAAGACCGGAAGAAGUCCAGUUCUGAGGGCCGUGGGGUCCCGGUGGGCAAAGAUAUCAGAGAGAGGAGCAUGUCAGAGACCACGGAGCCCCAUUCUGUGGAGCUGAAGGGUGUCGGGUCAAGUAUGGUCGGGGUGUCUGAGAGAAGUGCAGCUGAGGCCCACGCGGGUCAGUUGACCCGUCCACGAGCCUUUUCUCAAAGUGCCAUGCACAGCCUGGAGCGCAGCGAGAGGGGGAACACGCAGGCCCUGGCAGAGUUGGCUCAGAUGUGUGGCGAUGGAGGGAGUCAGUUCACAGGGCGUGCCCCACCCCUGUCGCAGUCCCUGCGGGGGGUCAGCGAAGACAUGACCAGUGAUGAGGAGCGUAUGGUCAUCUGUGAGGAGGAGGGAGAUGAUGAUGUCAUUGAAGACCCUUAUCCCAGCAGUUCUAUAGACCUAAAGUGUAAAGAGAGAGUUACUGACAGUGAUAGUGAGAACGGCUCUGGAGACGAGGGCGAUCGCAAGAGAGGCUUUGCUCCCGUCAUCUGUUCCUCUGCAUCAUCCUCAUCUCACCCCGCCCCGCAUGGCAGGAGUGUCUCUCUCUCUUCCUACCCCACCACCAAGCGCUAUGAUGAUGAUAGAUCAGGAGGUGGUGGGUUUUCAGACCGUAGGAGGAAGGGAGGAGGAGGAGGUGAGGCUAAGGAUGGAUUUGGUGGAGAGGGAGGUGGAGCAGUGGCUCCUUCUCUCUCUCUCUCUUCUUCAGGCCAGUCAGACAUUUCCAGCUCUCCAGCAGGAGGGCCCACUCUCUCGGCCAUGGGUCCUAUGGGGAUUAGCCCACUAAUUGGCAUGGGUGCUGUGAGGGUGGCUUCCACAGUGGUGACCAACGUUGUGCGCCCCGUGAUCAGCACACCGGUUUCCAUCGCCAGCAAACCCCGAGACGGCGGCACCUCGUCCAGUCCGCACCCUCCAGACCGGAAGUCCCUGACCCCACAGCAGCAGCCAACACAGUUUCUGAUAGGCUCUGGAACAGGAAGCGGGGCAGCGGUCACUGGGGGUGGGUACUACUCCUCAUCAUCACCUAAUCCAGUUUGUGCAGGAACAGGUCCGGGGGGAGUAGUCACUAAUUUGGUGUUAGGCGGGGCGUUUCCUGCCCAGCCUACUGUUCAGCUCAUCAGCCCUUCCCCCCAGCAGCAGUCCCCUCAGCAGCAAGCCCCCAUUGCCCCCCCUGUCUCAGCCUCGCACAACCAAAACAAUGGACCCCUAACCCUGCCACUACUUCAGCCUCAGUUCCUUUCUGCCCCCUCCCUGCCGCCCCCUGGGGGUAAGGCCAUCACACAGGUCCAAUACAUCCUACCCACCCUACCUGCCAGCACAAACCCCAAGAGUCCCCCCCAACAGCUCAGCCAGCCAACGAGUGUCUUCAACCUGCCCACAGCUCCGCCCUCACACGUGUCCUUAGCCAAUGGGAAGCAGCCAGGUUCAAGUUCCCUGACAGGAUAUACCUCAAGUCCUGCAGUGGGAGUAGUCAGUCCAGGGGCAAGAGUGCAAACGCAGUCCCCAGUGCUCCAGGGAAAAAUGCUGGUCCCCAUGGCAACAGUGCGGACUGCAGCAGCCCCUGCACAGCAGUUCCCCAUUGUGGCUCCACCUCUUCCUGUCCAGAACGGCGCUCAGGGAGGAAGCAAGAUCAUCCAGAUUGCUCCCAUGCCUGUAGUCCAGUCACAGCUACCCCAGGGUGGAGCAGUGCACCCCACCAGCCCCUACCCUGUGACGGUGGGAACAGCUGCUGUAGUUGCCCAGGGUUCAGCUCCCUCACAGGCUGUGCUCCUACCACCAGCACCUACCAGGAUCACCUAUGUCCAGUCCACUCCAGGGGUCCCAUCCACUCUGCCACUGGUCUCCACAACGACAGGGUCCUCCCCCACCCAGCAAGCUUUGCCAGCACCAGGAUCUGCGUACGUUCCAUCGCCCUUAGCAACGCUGGGCUUUACAGCCAUUGCGCCCCCUGGACAGACCCUGGUGCAACCUCUGAUAGCAGGUCAGCCACCACUGCUCGCCCCAGCACAGUCCCCACAGCCCUCGAACCCAGCCUCUGCAUCAGGCACCGGGGGCCAGAUAGUCACUGCCAUCUACCCUCCUUCACCCGGUGUCACCAUGGCAACAGGGGUGGUCACCAUGACCACUGUGCCCCCAAGCAUGGUGUAUUCAGUCGCCAGUCCUUCCAGCGUCUCCCCGCACAUUCUGCCCAAGCACACUGCAGCCCCAGCCUUGAUGACACACGCACACAACACCCCACCCCACCUGGAGCGACAGACAGACAGGCACCUGUCUCAGGACAGACAGAUGGACAGGCCGGCUGAGCGGCAGGCUGAGCUCCUGGCACACACCGACAGGCAGCUGGAGAGGCAGACUCAAGUCCCCAGUAAGACCAUCAGUAGCAGCUCAGUGGCUGCUCCCAGUGGUUUGGCUAUCUCAAUGCGACCCUGCAGCCCCCCUCCACAGAUCCACAUACCUGGCAGUGCACCUGGCGCCAAACUACCCCAGCAUCCAGUCAGAACCCCCCAGAAAGUGAAGGCAACAGUGGCUAACAUCCCUGUGGGAAGCUACGAAGCGGGAGGUCGAGGGAAAGAGAGAGACAGGGAGAGGGAGCGGGAAAGGGAAAGGGAGAGGGAGAGGGAAGCCGCAUCCAACACUCGGUUCUCCUUCGAGCCUGAGUCAGCAGGCCAGAUGAGCUCUCCGUCUAUACACCCUGCAGAUGAGCCCCCCUCUUCUGACAGGCCUCCUGAGGGAUCCAGCGUGGGGGACUCCUCUGACACACGGAGCAGGGACAACAUCGCCACCAAGGAGGGUGGUUGGAAGGAAUCCCUGCCCUCUUCUCCUCUGCCCCCUCCCUCUGCUACAGAACCUGCCCUUCCACCCCCUCAGACUGAGAAAGAUGGCCCCCCACCCAAAAAGGUCAAGGCCCGCCCCCCACCGCUCAAGAAGACUUUUGACUCUGUGGAUAAGGUGCUGUCCGAGGUGUAUUUCGAGGAGCGCUUUGCCGAGCUGCCAGAAUUCCGUCCGGAGGAGGUUCUGCCUUCGCCCACUCUGCAGAGCCUAGCCACGUCCCCCCGCGCCAUCUUGGGCAGCUACCGUCGCAAGAGGAAGAACUCCACAGACCUGGACUCCUCCACAGAGGACCCAGUUUCUCCUAAGAGGAAGAGCAGACGGCGCUCCAGCUGCAGCUCCGAGCCAAACACACCCAAGAGUGCUGCCAAGUGUGAGGGAGACAUCUUCACCUUCGACAGAGCAGGCACAGAUGGAGAGGACAUCUUGGGAGAGCUGGAGUUCGAUAAAGUACCUUACUCUUCCCUGCGGCGCACCCUGGACCAGAGGAGGGCGCUCGUGAUGCAGCUGUUCCAGGAGCAUGGCUUUUUCCCAUCAGCUCAGGCUACCGCGGCCUUCCAAACACGAUACUCCGACGUCUUCCCCACCAAGGUGUGUCUGCAGUUGAAGAUCAGGGAGGUGCGGCAGAAGAUCAUGCAGACAGCCGCCCCAUCUGAAGCCUCCAGCACUGGGGGCCCUGACUCCACCCCGUCCCUCCCCGGGCCCUCGGGCUCCCAAUCAGGGGAAGGAUCUGUGGGAGGAGGUGGGGAGCCACCGGGAGAAGAGGCGGAGCGAGACGGAGAGCCGAGCCCAGAGGAGCCUCGUGACUCACAGGACUCUUCAAGAUGAGGGACGCUGCCAAAUCAUAUUGACUGGUUAGCGACUGUUAAGUCAUGCAUCAUGGCCGCCCCUCUCUGCUUUUAAUGUAUUGUUCAGAAGCCACGCUGUCCUCCUCCUCCUCUUAAGGUCGAAUCCUGACUCUUCCUGUGCUUGGCGACCAAUCUCAGAGAGUGAGCAAGACAAAGACGGAGUGUGUAUGCAAUGUUGGGGCAUUGAUGUUUAAGUUUAGAAACUUUAAUUCCUUUUUACCAAAACAAAGGACAUGUGAAAUGCCAGUGGCAUAAAAACACCAUAGAAGAAAGACCACACACACACACACACACACACACACACACACACACACACACACACACACACUUAGCACUCUCAUAUCAACAACCUUGUAUAAGGCUUCCAUUGAUGCCAGUGAACUGUGGACCGUUUAAUUCAACUGCUCAAUAUUUGCCUUGAAGCCGAGUCCUCAUUAGCGUCUGAAAGACUUGUGUAAUCUUUCCCGAGACUCAGUACUCCUUGAGUUCUCAUAUGAACUUAAUUUUGUUUUGUUUUUGUUUUUUUACCGAUUAUAUAGGGUUAUAGGAAGAGGAGCGCUGAGUUGCUGCUUAAGAGGAGCAACCCGUAUGUACACUCUCCUAUGGUUCGCAUGUUUAUUCCUGCAGAACAUUAUAGAGGGCUGGGCCCUCACCCGCCAGAGAGAAUUUGAUUGGACGGAGAACCAGUCGCCAUGGAGAUGGAUCGGAAAGAUCCUUUUUUAUCGUUUCCCUUUUCUCCGCUCUACCGCGGACCUUCAGGGGAGGUCCGUUCGUGACUGACUGACUGACUGAAACUUAAGUGGACUUUCGGCGGUGCCAUCAUUCCUGCGAAUAAUCUGUCUGGCCAAGUCCUCCCUGCGACUGACCUAAGCAGGCGCCAGUACGUGGGAACCAAGCAUUCCUGUGCCUCGCAUUCGCCAGCCAUGAAGGAAGGAGGCGGGCCAGGUAGUCGACGGGCACAUCCUGGCUCGUGUUUGGACUGAAUUUUAUUAGUUGCCUCAACCAAACCUUAGAUUUGUAAGGUUGUUUUUUUUUUCCAGGAGAGGGAGGGAGGGGGGUGGGCAAGCCUCAAUUGCCAAGCAGUUUAUUAAUAUUUUUUUUAAGAGAACAAUUUUCAUUUUUAUUCAGCAUUCUCAUUGUUCUCGGAUUUACUACGUUAAUGUGUUAUUCCUACAGCUAUUGCUACUCUCAUGUCAUUGUGGUGUACCCUGGUCCUCACUCCUCUUCCUCCUGACCGCUGGCAGAUGUUUCAUCCCAGCCAGCUGUUUCUUUCUCAUACCAGUUUUUUAAUAUCGUUUUUUUUUCCGGAGGCAGGCUACAGGGUGUGUCCGCGUGUGUGUAUGUGUGAGAGAAUGCGUGAGAAAACGAGAGAGAGAGAGAGAGAGAGAGGGAGAGAGAAACACACCUGCACAACUACUCCUCCAGUCUAGUUUUCCCUUCGGUCGCCAAAGAGUCAGCAAGGACCCUGUGGUGCUCUUUUUAAAUUAUUGUUCAUUUCACAGAGCGAAACAAAACUGGGACUUUUUUUACAUUUAGAAUAAGCAGUACGUUUUUAGACAACCCUGUAUAUCCUUUUCCGAUCACUCCCUCGCUAAGUUUGAUUCUAUAGCCUCACCACGUGUAUUGCUCCUUCCUCCACCUAUUUCCUUCCCUCCUUCCUGCCUUUGUCACUUUAUCGCUCUCUCUGGGGUCCGCCUUUCUUGGGCCGCCAGAGGGCGCACUGUGCGGAAGUGAGGGAAGGGCGAUUAAUCAAAAGAGUUGGUAGGAUUUAUUAUCGGUUGUCUUUGUGCAAGACUUGGUUGUGUUGUACAUAAUUACUGUAGGGUCGGUAGACUCGUUAUAUUAUUAAAGAAAAAUGUGUCAUUGACCAUAAGUUGAGUUUUAAAGACGCCCGCUUAUUGAAGGUAAAACAUGAAAUGGAAAAAAAAAAAACCAACAAAAAAACCACAGUAAUAAAUAUGGAUAUUAACGUUUUUGUGUUAUACUCCUUGUUUUGCUGUCACAUUACCGCAAGAGAGGAAUUUCUAUGAAUAAUUUAAGUUUGUAUCUGUAUCUUUCAGUAUACAAAUAAAAUAGGUGUUGAAUCGAA
This is a messenger RNA of Lampris incognitus (smalleye Pacific opah), 10696 nucleotides long. It is a transcript of the gene cicb, whose product is annotated as capicua transcriptional repressor b. Gene Ontology annotation, biological process: regulation of transcription by RNA polymerase II. The transcript is spliced from 21 exons. Gene Ontology annotation, cellular component: nucleus. Bases 410 to 8587 code for a protein of 2725 amino acids. Gene Ontology annotation, molecular function: DNA-binding transcription factor activity, RNA polymerase II-specific; RNA polymerase II transcription regulatory region sequence-specific DNA binding. Lineage: Eukaryota; Metazoa; Chordata; Actinopteri; Lampriformes; Lampridae. The record is from RefSeq and is a predicted model, not a curated record.